Molecule: messenger RNA, 921 nt
Organism: Arachis ipaensis
Lineage: Eukaryota; Viridiplantae; Streptophyta; Magnoliopsida; Fabales; Fabaceae
Source: RefSeq, a predicted model, not a curated record
UAGUUAAUUAAUUGUUACUAGAAUUAAUAUUAACACAAAACAAAACAAUGAAUAUGCCAUUGCUUGUAUUCUUAUUUCUCCUUGCCUUGAGUAGGAAGCAACUGCUUGGUGCGGCUGCUCCUGCACCCGGGCAAGUGGUUGAUACAUCCGGUAACAUGGUUCGAGCUGGUUUAAAUUACUAUAUUGUCCCUACAUACCCUAAUGCCGGCGGGCUCACCCUUGCCAGCACAAACGCCGACGAUUGCCCUCUUGACAUCCUGGUUGUGGAUGGAUACCAAGGCCUUCCACUAAUGUUCCAACCUGUUAAUAUUAAGAAAGGUGUUGUUCGUGUUAACACAGAUCUCAAUAUCUAUUCUCCGUAUAAUACGGAUUGUGGGUCCGCAGUGUGGAGGCUCAAGGACUAUAACUAUGAAAUUCGACAGCAGUUUGUUACCAUUAAUGGUGUUUUAGGGAAUCCUGGAGCUGACACCAUUGCAGAUUGGUUCAAGAUUGAGAAGUACGAGGAUGCUUAUAAAUUGGUUUACUGUCCAAGUGUUUGCAAUGCUUGUUAUUACCGAUGCAGCGAUUUAGGAAUUUAUGAAGACGAGUGGGGUAAGCGUCUAGCUUUCAGCAAUGUGCCACUCAAAGUUCAGUUUCAUUAUCGUGCAUGAAGUGAUGAUGAUCAGUUCCACCUAUGUCUAAUUAUAACUAUACUUAAAAAUCUUAAGGAAUAUAUAAAGCUAGAAACUCAGUUACAGUUAACUUUACGUGAAGUUGAUAAAUAAGAACUGUUAGAUAAUUUAAUUGAUUUGAUUAAAUUUUCAUCUUACAUCUCUCAACUAUCAACUUCACGUGAAUAAAUGUGUAAUAAAUAAUAACAAUGCACUACUUGUGCUUUAGUCUGUGUCCUUAUAAUAAUGCAAAUUUGCUCAAGUUGACUUU